UUUCUUCCCCAGCGAAGAACAUUAUCUCUUUUCUCUCUCUCUGUUUUUUUUUUCAUUGUGUGUUUCUCUCUCUGCAGUUCUUAUUUAUAUAUAUAACCCCCCUCUGUCUUCCUUCAACUCUCUUCUGCCACUCCUUCGUAAAUUUAAUUCCCAUUCAUAUCCCAAACCCUCGCGUGAACGAGUUUCCGCGUCUCCAAAUGGAUGCCCUCGUGGGCCCCACCUUCACCCUCCACGCGCCACCCUACCACGCCGCCCUCUCCUCCUCCUCCUCCGACGCCUCCUCCUCCAUCGGAACCCCCGACGACACCGACGACGAAAACGACGCCGUUUCCUUCAAAAACCAACAACAACAACAACAAGAACAGGUUCACCACAACUUGCAGGGUUUGGCCUCUCUCGAUUCGCUAGAAGACUCUCUCCCCAUCAAGAGAGGGUUGUCGAACCAUUUCAUGGGAAAAUCGAAGUCAUUCACGGAUCUGUCUCAAGUGAACACAGUUAAGGAACUUCAAAAGCAAGAGAACCCUUUCAACAAACGAAGAAGGGUUCAAAUAGCGUCAAAGUGGUCACGAAAAUCCUCCUUUUACGCCUCCUCCAACCCAAAAUCCAUGCCCCUUUUACCCCUUCAUGAAGAUGAAGACUACUACCAAGAAGAAGAGAAUCGCAAAAAAGUUUCACCCUCUUCUUCUUCUUCAUCUUCAUCGGAGGACAAUAAACAAGAAAAAAACCAAACUUUAACUCUGCCUCACUCCUGUGUUUCUCACAUGAGACACAGAUUGUUGGGAAGUUUCAAGUGUAGGAGCCUCUCCGAUCUGAAAGAACAUGAUGAGGAAGAGGAUGAUGAAGAUGAAGAUGAAGAUGAUGAUGAUUAGUGUUUUGUGUAUUUUUGGAUGAAACUAUGUUUUUUUUUCGGUGUAAAUAUUUUAUUUUUUUAUGAUUUAGAUGAAUGGUUUUUGUAUGAAGGGAGAAAAACCAUUUUGGUUUGAACAGAGAUAAACGGUUACGACUUGGGUUAUUGGUGGUGUUCUUACGUUUGGGGUGAUUAAAUUAUUAGAGAUAACUACGUAUAAAGAUUAAAAUAUAAUACUUGUAUAUCA
Molecule: messenger RNA, 1094 nt
Organism: Cajanus cajan (pigeon pea)
Lineage: Eukaryota; Viridiplantae; Streptophyta; Magnoliopsida; Fabales; Fabaceae
Source: RefSeq, a predicted model, not a curated record